Penicillium soppii is the source of this 555-nucleotide messenger RNA. RefSeq names its product ribosome biosynthesis protein NIP7. The transcript is spliced from 5 exons. Bases 1 to 555 code for a protein of 184 amino acids. The record is from RefSeq and is a predicted model, not a curated record. Gene Ontology annotation, cellular component: nucleus. Gene Ontology annotation, molecular function: RNA binding. Gene Ontology annotation, biological process: ribosome assembly. NCBI's taxonomy places the organism in Eukaryota, Fungi, Ascomycota, Eurotiomycetes, Eurotiales, Aspergillaceae.
AUGCGUUCUCUUACCGAAGAAGAGACUCGCACUCUCUUCACUAAGCUUGCUCACUACACCGGAAAGUCGCUUAACGCCCUUGUCACACCUGAUGAAGAUGGAAGGCUCUCUGUGUUCCGACUUCAAGGUAGCCGUGUCUACUAUGUCGACAAGGAAUUGGCCAACCUGAGCACCAGCAUCCCCAGAGACCAGCUCCUGUCUAUGGGCACCAUGGUUGGAAAGUUCACAAAGACCGGCAAAUUCCGCUUGAACCUCACUUGCUUGGACCUGAUUGCUGCCCACGCCCGCUACAAGAUCUACAUCAAAUCCAACGGAGUCAUGCCUUUCCUCUACGGCUCAAAUGUUCUUCGUGCCCAUCUCUCGAAGUACUCCGAGGAUAUGCCAGAGCAUGCAGGAUGUGUCGUGGUUGACGAGAACGAUGUGCCCCUCGGAUUCGGUGUGACUUCGCGCUCUAGUCAAGAGGCUAAGAAGCUGGAAGGCACAGGUGUUGUGGUAUUCAGACAAGCCGAUACUGGCGAAUACCUCCGCGAGGAGGAUACUCUGUUCACAACCUAA